This is a messenger RNA of Durusdinium trenchii, 1692 nucleotides long. The record is from the annotation of a GenBank genome assembly. Lineage: Eukaryota; Dinophyceae; Suessiales; Symbiodiniaceae.
AUGCCAUUUGUGGCGCGAUUUAUUCUUGCGCUGAUCGUGCCAGCCUGCUGUGGAUCUCUUUGCAACCUCUCAGAGAGUGACGCGAAAGGUUUGGUGCAGAUUCAUGCCCAAAGGCUGGUGGAUGACCCGUACUCGCGACAGUACGAUCGGUUGCAUCGACGCCAUCGUCGACAACACCGUCGGCAAGAUCGGAGGUAUGGACGACGGACAACGACCACCACGAGCACUUUGUUGCCGGAUGUGAUCAAUCUUUUGAAGGCAUUGGAGACCUCACGAGAAGCACCUGAAGCGACCUUCUCGGCCCUGGCUGAUAGCCUGACUGGCCGCGAUGCAAGAUUGGUCAGGGACCUCUCCGACAAAUGGUUCAGCAUGUCAGGCAGCACGUCGCUGGCAACGGAUUUUGUCAUCAACUACGCGGCCAAUGACACUUACAAUAACAACAAAGCGGGCUUAGUGGAUGCGUUGAACACCAUUGUCGCUUCCUUGUCUGGGUCCGUGUCUCUUCUUCAAAGCCGGGCCUCUGCUGUGAGCGACAACCUUGCAGACAGUUGUAGCUACCUUGCAUCUUAUGCGGUUCCUGUGUUUGGAGAGGGCAAUCUCUAUGAGAUGCUGACAGAGCUGCAAGCUGUUUGUGGCGACCCCAACGUGGCUGCAGCCUUGCCUGCCGCGGCAGAGCCCAACGCUGCUGCUUUGAUUGAAGGAGUGGAGGUACUGGAGACUGGAACUACUCCCACGACCACACAAAGAACUAGUACUACAACUGGUGCUGCCACCACUACCACUAGCACGGCAGCUACCACAGCAGCCACAACCGUAGCUACCACGGCAGCCACAACGGCAGCAACAACCGCAGCUACAACGGCAGCUACCACGGCAGCUACUACGGCAGCCACAACCGCAGCUACUACAGCAGCUACCACGUCAGCUACAACGGCAGCGACAACGGCAGCUACCACGGCAGCUACAACGGCAGCCACAACGGCAGCUACCACGGCAGCCACAACGGCAGCCACAACCGCAGCUACCACGGCAGCUACCACGGCAGCUACCACGGCAGCCACAACGGCAGCGACAACGGCAGCUACUACGGCAGCCACAACGGCAGCCACAACCGCAGCGACAACGGCAGCUACCACGGCAGCUACAACGGCAGCCACAACGGCAGCUACCACGGCAGCUACAACGGCCGCCACAACAGCAGCCACCACCGUAGCUACCACAGCAGCCACAACGGCAGCCACAACCGCAGCUACCACGGCAGCCACGACAGCAGCCACCACGGCAGCUACCACGGCAGCCACGACCACGAGCAGGAUUGCCACCACCACUACAGCUGCUGGCGGCGUUUGGGAAUUCAGCCCGGAUCCAGGAACCUGCGAUGAUGUAUGUGGAGUCGACAACUGCGAUAGCCAAAAGCAGGAACAACUUCAAGGAGCAGAUUUGGUGGCUGUGUCUACAAGCUUGGGCUCGCCGUGCACUCUUGACCCGGGUGUCAACUGGGCAGCUGCCCCUAUGUGGCGGGAGGGCACGUGCUUCCCUUAUGGUGGAGCGCCGGGCAACACCGCAUGUUCUGCCACAUCCACAUUCAAUAAGGGAAAACGCAUUUGCUACUGCUUAACCACGACUACUACGACCACCACCACUACAGCUGCUGGCGGCGUUUGGGAAUUCAGCCCGGAUCCAGGCGCCUAA